Diversispora eburnea is the source of this 381-nucleotide messenger RNA. The record is from the annotation of a GenBank genome assembly. NCBI's taxonomy places the organism in Eukaryota, Fungi, Glomeromycota, Glomeromycetes, Diversisporales, Diversisporaceae.
AUGUCAUUAGUUUUAGUACUCGUUCUUAUAUGGAUAUAUUGUUAUCUGGGCUAUAGCUAUAGUUUUUUAGGGCAAGCUUUAGGUCUACUGUUGUUUUAUGUUCCGAAUAUUCUACAAGCAUUAUUAAUUGUACUAAAAUGGCCAAUCAAAUUUUAUUUCGUCAAGGCAUGUGUGUUUAUAUUGGUUCUAUCAUUAACAAGCAAUGUGUCUUAUUUUAAUGUUAAGGAUGUGCCUGAUGACUUUCUGGCUGCUUCAACUACAACAGUUCAAUGGGGAAAUCAAAAUAAAAUGAAGGCUGCAACUCAAGAAACCAUCAUACUCAACGUAAUAAGCGACUUUCAAAAGAAAUAUAUAGAUGAUGUGGAAGAAACAGUAGCUUGA